CUCCCGUAAUUAAACGGGAAUUUUCAAAAUGGCGGCUACUGGAAUUGAAGAGGUUCUGCAGUCUCUGAUGGACACUCUUGGACUUUGUGCCGAGAAAAUAAAAGAGGGAAGCUUAGGACAAGUGAUGGAGGACUUGGAGUUGAGUUUCUCUCUGGAAGAAUUUUGGAUGAAACUAGGCAUGACCUUCAGGGCUGUUUCUAAAGAAGCAACUAAACUGACCAUUUCCUUUUCAAAGCCUCCAGUACCAUCAGUUGAUGAACUACAAUGCCUCUUGACUGGAUUUGAGACAUCAGUUGUGGCCAUGUUGACAAUAUUUCGUUCUUUACCAAUAUCCCAAGGGAAAUAUCUUCAUAAGAAACUUCAGGAAUCUGUUCUGACUGUGGUGGACGACUGUCAAAUUCUUGCUGCUUCGUUUAUCAAGGAAGGCUGUUCAAGUGUUGCCAGUGCAAAGACAAAAUCAACAGGAACUUUGUGGGAACAUUGUGAUGGUUUUCAACACCUUCCAGCAGAUGACAAACAUGCAGUUUUACAAGUAUUUCAUUCAAGUUCAGAGUUGAUCAAAGAUGCCCUCACUGAGUUAAAUGAGGCUCAAAAAUGUAAUGGAUGUCAAGAAAAUGAUUGUGAUGAAGAUGAUAAUGCAACAAACAAAGAUGGUUGGUCAAGUGAAGAUAAAUUAUUGGUUCCCCCUUGUAUAGGGCUUGUCAAGGCGUGUAGGUCUUGUCUAAAGAAAAUUUCUGGCGCUAUUCAAACUUCAGGUCAAGUCACAUCAGUGGAAAAUAUUCAGCAACUUGAUUCAAUGGCAGAUGAAAUCCAGAGAACUAGUUCAAGUGUUGACGAUGUGGUCAUGAGUCUUUACAGUCCUAUGAAUCAUCACAAUGUUUCCGAAUCAGCCUCUAAGCUGUCCCACCAGUUGAAAGAGAUACUGAACAAAGCUAGGGAUUCUCAUUUUACGCUGGACUCAGACUCUUCUUGGCUCGACUUUCUAACCAAGGCAAUAGACCAUAAUAUGAACAAGAUUACAAGUGUUCUCCACGAGCUAGAAGAGACGAAUACAUGAUCUUCAAGAACUUCCAGCAAAAUGUAACCAAGACAUGUUAACUAACGGACAUGGUUCAAAUCAGCAGAGGAGCUUAUGAAUACGUUGCUAGUCAAGUCGCAAAAAUAAUGAAUCACAAGAACUCAAAAUCUUGAGUUUGAAUCUAUUAACUUGGAAUUUGUCAUGAAACCGAAAAAAAAGUACUUUUUGUUUAAUUAAUCUGCAUUUUUAUGGCGCCUCACCCUCAUUUAUGUAGGUAAUACUCAGCGAUUUGUCCAGCAAAUUCGCCCACUCCCUCAACCAAUCAGAUUCAAGACUAAAACUAGUUGCAGCUUGGUAACUCGCGUUUUCCCGCGCUUUAGACAGUUUGCUUGAAUUAUUGGCUCC
Pocillopora verrucosa is the source of this 1423-nucleotide messenger RNA. Its product is annotated as cyclin-D1-binding protein 1 homolog. Lineage: Eukaryota; Metazoa; Cnidaria; Anthozoa; Scleractinia; Pocilloporidae. Gene Ontology annotation, cellular component: nucleus. The record is from RefSeq and is a predicted model, not a curated record. Gene Ontology annotation, biological process: regulation of cell cycle.